AUGUUAGUUUUCAAAUGUGCUUUAAUAUUCUUCUUUUCGACUUUUGUGUUGUCACUAAGUUCGCAAGUUGUAAAAGUAUAUUCAUUGGGAAUUGGUCUUGCCUGUUUAUACUUUAUCAGUGGAGCAUUGGCUGGCAAAAUCCUGUAUGACAGAUACCAGUACAUUAAUAUCCUUGGCUCACUAACACUAAAUCCAAAUGUGACCUUGUAUGUAAACAGAAUAGCUUCUAUUUCUGCAUCAUUUCUCUCAUUGGGCUUCCUCAGUUACCUUUUUCUUGUCUUAUUUAAGAAAGAUGAAACCACUCUCAGAGCACUUACAAUAUUUUUAUGUGGAUUUGGGUCUCUUUAUAUGUGGGUACAGAGUUUACUCACAACAUAUAUAUCAACUUUAUUUUAUGAGAAAAGAUUGACAGUAUUGAGACAAUACCUAGCCAAUUUGAGCUUCCUGUUUCUAGUUCUUAUGGCAAUAUUUGGGACUUUAUCUGUAUUUUUGCCAGAAGGUGAUUCUAGUGUAAUGUACAUUUGUAACAUAUUAUCGUCUCUUAGCGGGUACACAAUGACAUUUAUUUUCUGUAUAUAUAUAUUGUCAUUUGAAAAGGAGUAUGCAUAUUUUUCGGAGGGAAUCCGAUCCAAUAUGUUAAUAGAUGACACCUGUUCGUUGAACAAUGCGUCAGUCGACGAAAGUUUACUGGAUACACAUACAAUAAGGAGGAUAUUGCCCCGUACUGUGUCCUGA
Molecule: messenger RNA, 735 nt
Organism: Pieris macdunnoughi
Lineage: Eukaryota; Metazoa; Arthropoda; Insecta; Lepidoptera; Pieridae
Source: the annotation of a GenBank genome assembly